UGCAGUUUCUUAUAGAAUUUUUCUAUGGGCGGAUGAAAAGCUCUCCCCUCUCCCUUUUACCUUUACCUUUUCUUCCUCAGCCCCUCUCCCUCUCCCUCUCUGCCCUCUCCUUCUCCCCCCCUCUCCUCCCCCAUCCGCCUUCCCCCUUCCCCAAUGGAGCUUCCCUGGUUCACGCGCAUGCCUGGAAUUGUCCACGCCGUCGCCAACUUCUCAUUCCCUCCCGCUUUACGGCUUCCCCUCCCGGAAGAGUUUCUUCGAUUUUGUUUCUGGUUCAUUUAUCUUGCUUUCUUGUUUUAUCUGCUGGGGUCGGCGAUGGCGUGGACAAUUGCAGGCAUGCGCGUGCCUCUCGGUGUGGGCGAGGGCUUCGCGUCGAGACCGGGCGGCGAGAGGAGGACGCCUUCUCUUCGUUAUCUUUGCUUUCAGAAGCGCCCUGCGCAGUGACAUUUCAACAUCUACUGAGGAGAGCCCCCAAGUUGAUAAUGAGGAUGUCCCCCAAGUUGAUACUGAUGAUGUACCCCAAGUUGAUAGUGAUGAUGUCCCCCAAGUUCAAACGGAGAAAGUUCAGGUAAUUGAGGAAAAUAUGGAGCAAUCAACAAAGAACGAUGCUGCUUGGAAAACUGAACGCAGGUCUAUACCUCCUUGUAGUAACGGCCAGAUGAUCUAUGAAAUAGAUCCACUUUUAAAAGCUCACCGAACGCAUCUUGAUUAUAGGUAAUAUUCUUUACCUUAUAAUCUUGAAAUCGAAGCUGUGUGCAUUAACUUUCUGUUCUGAUUUUGGAUAGUAAGCAGAUGCAUGUCUACCCUAACCCAAUUAAGGUAAGCCCUCUUAACUCUGAGGGAAAGCCUUCACUAAUCCCAUCAUAGUGAGGGUCACCGUCCCUGUAUAAAAGUUUAUAUGGUGAUUAACGGGCCUAAUUGAUAUGUGUCCAGGAUCCGAGCCCCUUGUUCAUUUUUCUCUAAGAACCCCAACCUUGCAGUGCAGUAGUACAUUUGUAUCCUUCUUGCCCACGACCAUCACACUGCUCCAGCAUAUAAUGGUUAUGUCAUGAAGACAUACUUCAUACUUGUUUCUUUAUUCUCGUGUUCACUGGUAUUUGCAUUUAUAUUCUCAUCUGGCUGCUUGUUUUUUAUGUAAAAUAUGCAAAUUGCUUGAAAUAAUUAGGCAAAUUCUAUACAUACACUGUUCUUCAGGAGAAUCAUGAUUCUGAUUUUCAUAGCUCUUUCAAGGUGAGGAUUAUCCACUGUUACUAGCAUGUUGGGAGAACUACAUCUCCUAUUACUUUUUCUUGGUAUUGAGAAAAUGAACGGUUUGUCAUCUGUGUUUCUUUCAUAAAUUUUUAUUUUCUUUUGUCAUGCUUAGUUGCAUUAUGCUUGCAGGUAUUCACAUUAUAGGAGAAUGAGGCAUCUUAUUGAUCAAAAUGAGGGGGGUUUGGAUGCAUUUUCUCGUGGAUAUGAGAAAUUUGGCUAAUUAAUCAAUAUGGUGGUCUCUCCAUUAUAGCUAGGAUUGCAAAUGGGCUGGACAUGGGACAGAAUAUAUGUCAGAGGUUGGGAUGAAUCAAGACUUGGCAAAUAGAAAAGCAACAAAACUUUAAACCAAAUCUGGCCUAUUUACAAGCCUAAUUAUGUCCUCUUAUAUUUCACUUCUCUCUGCCUCUCUUGCCUUUUCUUUUUUGGCUAAGAAAGAUUGCAGGUGGGCAUUGGAAAUUCAACCGUUUCUUGCUAUUUACCAGUUUGGUUGGCUCAUUGUUAGUCUAAGUCAGAUGAGUACUUCAGUAGGUCCCAUACCGACACGACAAAACUGGUAUUUAGACACACCUACAUACUUUUUGGAUCGAAACUGAUCCAAACCUCUUAUUUUACUUGAUCUUCCUUGUUUGUAACACAGUUUACAUUCUGUUUUUGUGAGUUAUUUUUCUUUAUAUAUUUUGUUUAUUUAAAUGUUGUUUUCAUUUUUAACUUUUUGAAUUAUUUUGCAUAUAUAAAUAUACACACCCUGCUGUACUCCCAUGCCAACAUUUUCUAAAGUUGCCGUAUCUGUUCCUGUAUCAGCAUUUAUUUUGGUUUGACCUCAUUGGUAGCAUUAUUUGUAGUCUCUAUAUUCUGCUUCUAAUUAUGAGCAUGUUGAAUUUUUUAUCAGGUGGCAUUUAUGGGAAAUUAUAGUGAGUACUUUGGAUUUGCAACUAAUGUAGAUGCUGUGGUUUAUUUGAUGCUUGCUAAUGACCUUAUACAUGGUCUCUUUCCUGAAGCAGUUACUGUUGGUGAAGAUGUUAGUGGGAUGCCAACAUUUUGCAUUCCUGUGAAGGAUGGAGGGGUUGGGUUCGACUAUCGCCUUCACAUGGCUAUUGCAGAUAAAUGGAUUGAGCUCCUCUUAAAGAAAAAGGAUGAGGAGUGGUUAAUGGGUGACAUUGUUCACACACUUUCAAAUCGAAGAUGGCUGGAGAAAUGUGUUGCGGAUGCAGAGAGUCACGAUCAAGCACUUGGUGGUGACAAGACUACUAUUGCAUUUUGGUUGAUGGACAAGGUGUCUUUGGCUGUAUUUGUUUGUGUUUUUGUUUUUCACUGUGUUUUUGUGAAGCUAUUGUUGAGGAAACAUCCUAGUUUGGGAGUUUUAUAUGACGUAAGUUUGAAAAUUUUUAAAUUUUGUUGGAGUCUUUUAUGUAAAGGGUUAAACUUAACCCUAAUAAUUAUUUAGUCUAAUAAAAACGAGCAGCCUAGGCUUGUGUUGAGGUAGGAUAUAUAUAUAUAUAUAUAUGUAUAUAUAUGAGGAAAACCAGAACAUUAUCCUGCAUCACCACAAGCGUAGGCUGCUCGUUUUUAUUAGACUAAAUAAUUAUUAGGGUUAAAUUUAACCAUUACUCCAACAAAAUUUAAAAAUUUUCAAACUUACGUCAUAUAAAACUCCCAAACUAAGAUGUUUCCUCAACAAUAGCUUCAUAAAAACACAGUGAAAAACACAAACAAACUGUAAGAAGUGUUGUAUGUUUUGUUAUUUUACCAACUGCAAAAUGCAGAAGCUUUAGAAGACAACUUUCACUUCAGAACUAUCUUAAGCCAAAGAAAUCCAUGACUGCACUAAGAGGUAGUUGCCAUUUCUUCAUCCAUUAUUGGUAAUUGUAAUAAAGAGAGUGCAACUAAAU
Nymphaea colorata (pocket water lily) is the source of this 3137-nucleotide messenger RNA. Its product is annotated as 1,4-alpha-glucan-branching enzyme 2, chloroplastic/amyloplastic-like. Gene Ontology annotation, biological process: starch metabolic process. Bases 2147 to 2692 code for a protein of 181 amino acids. The transcript is spliced from 5 exons. Gene Ontology annotation, cellular component: cytoplasm. Gene Ontology annotation, molecular function: 1,4-alpha-glucan branching enzyme activity. The record is from RefSeq and is a predicted model, not a curated record. Lineage: Eukaryota; Viridiplantae; Streptophyta; Magnoliopsida; Nymphaeales; Nymphaeaceae.